AUGUACAGCAACACCAUAAGCGCAGCCCCUGCGGCCGCGAACCUGGCCACCGUCGAAGGCUCGGGACACAUCGUUCCCCAAGAUGCCCCCGAUGACAACGCGUCUGAGCUUAGGGAGAGCAUCGCUUCAUCAAGCACGAGUAUCGCCUCCUCCAUUCUUGAUUAUCGAAUCGAAAAUGGUCGAACGUACCACAAGUACAAAGACGGCCAAUAUCAUAUUCCCAAUGACGCAUCGGAAUCUGACAGACUGGAUUUGCAACACAACCUUUUCCUGCUGACCUUGGAUAACAAGCUGGGUCUCGCACCUCCGAACGCCCCCGACUCAAAGGUGAAGAGGGUCCUUGAUGUCGGCACUGGCACUGGAAUCUGGGCAGUUGACUUUGGGGAGGAACACCCUGAAGCUGAAGUCCUCGGCAUUGAUCUCUCUCCGUCUAUGCCACAGUUCAUCCCUCCUAAUGUCAAGUUCGAGAUUGAUGACCUAGAAGAGCCUUGGGUCUACUCGAAGCCGUUCGAUUAUAUCCACACAAGGGCGAUGAACUCCUCAAUCACUGAUUGGAAAGUCUACAUCAAAAAGUGCUUUGACAACCUCAAAUCGGGAGGUUUUCUAGAGCUGCAGGAGUACGACGUGUUCGUCAAGUCCGACGAUGGUACCUUGAAGCCGGAACAUGCUGUCUCCAGAUGUGUCGACCUGAUUUAUGAUGCAUCCAUCAAGUUUGGAAGGCCCUACCAGCACAUCGAACCGCUUGCAGAGAUGAUGAGAGAGGUCGGAUUCGUUGAUGUUACAAUCCAGAGCGACAAAUGGCCCUCGAACGCAUGGGCUAGGGACCCUAAGUAUAAGGAAUUGGGCAUAUGGAAUCACGAGAAUAUGUCUUCUGGUGUUGAGGGCUUCACCAUGGCCGCUUUUACUCGCAUACACAACUGGACGAAGGAAGAAGUGCAGGCCUUCCUGGUUGAUGUCCGGAAGGACCUGAAAGACAGGUCUAUUCAUGGGUACUGGACAGUUUACAAUAUUUACGGAAGAAAGCCAGAGGCAUAA
Colletotrichum tamarilloi is the source of this 1035-nucleotide messenger RNA. RefSeq lists its product as uncharacterized. NCBI's taxonomy places the organism in Eukaryota, Fungi, Ascomycota, Sordariomycetes, Glomerellales, Glomerellaceae. Gene Ontology annotation, molecular function: methyltransferase activity. The transcript is spliced from 9 exons. The record is from RefSeq and is a predicted model, not a curated record. Bases 1 to 1035 code for a protein of 344 amino acids.